Pseudo-nitzschia multistriata is the source of this 1110-nucleotide messenger RNA. Lineage: Eukaryota; Bacillariophyta; Bacillariophyceae; Bacillariales; Bacillariaceae. The record is from the annotation of a GenBank genome assembly.
GCAAACGAGUUGGUCUUACAAACCUUUUCUCCUUUUCUUUUCUUAUCACAAGACAGUUUUUGUAUCAACUUUUCUACCAACGCAGUAUCAUCAUGAGUGACUCCGACAAUGAAGAYGAAGCGAGAAUGAAAGCGCUUCUCGCCCAAUGGGAUGACGAUGAAGACUCGGAUGCCAGCUCGGACUCUGACGAUGACGAUGAGGAAGACGAAGCACCAGCACCCGCCACCAAGAAGGAUUUGAAUYUGCAGGACAAUGUUUUGGAUCAUAUUGUGAUUGCUGCACCGGAUUUUGAUGAAGCCGUGAAGGAGUUCGAGAACAUGACCGGAAUCAAGCCAUCCRUUGUCGGCUCGCUUCGAGGWCUAGGAACCAAGAGUGCCCGUGUCGGUCUCGACAACAAUGCAUACAUCGAGAUCGUUGCUCCCGACCCAAAGAACUCUGGACCUGUCGGAGCCGCUUUGGCCAAGGACCUCGAAGAUGGUACCCUUAUUCCAUACCACUACGCUAUUCGUUCCAGCGAAGUCGAGGACAUGAAGGACAACCAGGUACCAAAUGAUCUUGGCUGGCAACCAGACCAUAUCUCGAUGUUUGGUGCUGCGCCCAACGGCGCACCAAAGAAGUGGGAAAUGCUUUACAUGUAUGGCCACAAAAUUGGAGGAUGCGUGCCCUUCUACAUCGAUUGGGGAGAGUGUGAUCACCCAUCUGCGUCAAUCCCCGAAGUUGGCUCCCUGAAGACCUUCAUUGUACGCGCACCAGCUGGUCACAAGGUACACGAUCUUUUGAUGGGCGUGARCGGAAUCAUUGUGGAAGAAGGUGAGCCCAUGCUCGAAUUUGCUUUCGGAAGUCCCGAAGGAACCAUCACCUUUUCGGCUGACAAUCCUACUGGAAUCAAGUUCCCUGGAUUCGAGGAAGGCGAGACUGGUUCAGGCAGUGCUGAUUUUAAGCUUCCCAAGAAGGUCAAGCCGAUCGACGACGACGACAGUGUCGAUGUAUCCAGUGUCGAUAGUGAUUAAAACAGCGAUCAAGAUAAGAAGAUCAGUCCGAAAGUGCAAAUUAAUUUGUGCACAAGGGAUUGGUCAGGACUUCUUACCAUAAUAUAUUAACGUUAAUAAU